This is a messenger RNA of Gymnodraco acuticeps, 6003 nucleotides long. RefSeq names its product neogenin 1a (gene neo1a). NCBI's taxonomy places the organism in Eukaryota, Metazoa, Chordata, Actinopteri, Perciformes, Bathydraconidae. Gene Ontology annotation, molecular function: protein binding. The record is from RefSeq and is a predicted model, not a curated record. Gene Ontology annotation, cellular component: membrane. The transcript has 27 exons. The coding region runs from base 358 to 3963 and encodes 1201 amino acids. Gene Ontology annotation, biological process: cell-cell adhesion.
CUGCCCAGCGGAGCCCUGGUGAUCAGCAACGCCUCGGAGGCAGACGCCGGCCUGUACCGCUGCAUGGUGGAAAAUGUGGGGUCGUCGAAGUCCAGCGACGAGGCCCAGCUCCAAGUAGUGCCAGAAACUGGAGAGAGAGGGAAGCUGGAAUUCCUGGUGCAGCCUGCAGCGGUCUUUAAGGUGGUGGGGGCCAGCGUGCUGCUGCCCUGCGUCGUCAUGGGUUACCCUGCGCCACACAUUCGCUGAUGUUUUGGAGACAAGUUGCUGGAAGAAAGUGAGGGUCGUGUGGAGCUGCUGGGAGGAGGCAGUAUUCAGAUCUUCAAUCUCACAGAGGAGGAUGCCGGCAUUUACACCUGCAUGGCGGACAAUGCCAACGCAACCAUUGAAGCCCAGGCCCAACUCACCAUACAAGUUCCUCCCCAGUUUCUCAAGCGGCCAGACAACGUUUACGCCUACGAGUCCAUGGACAUCGUCUUUGACUGUGAGGUUUCAGGCUCCCCCGCUCCCACUGUCAAAUGGGUCAAGAAUGGAGAUGCUGUCAUCCCCAGCGACUACUUCAAAAUAAUUAAGGAGCACAACCUGCAGGUCCUGGGUCUGGUGAAGUCAGAUGAGGGUUUCUAUCAGUGCCUUGCGGAAAACGAUGCAGGAAACAUCCAGUCCAGCGCUCAGCUCAUCAUCUUGGAUCACGAUGUAGCCCUGCCCUCUUUCCCCCCCCCUUCACUGACUCCUAACACUACUGACCAUGUAACGCCAGGCUCCGGAGGUGUAGCCGGUCCAGCGGGGCCCUCCCCCUCCGCCCCUCGAGACGUUGUGGCUUCGCUGGUCUCCACUCGCUUCAUCAAGCUGACCUGGCGCCCGCCAGCCGAACCUCACGGAGACGAGUUAACCUACUCUGUGUUCUACAGCCAGGAGGGCACCAGCAGGGAGCGGGUAGUGAAUACCAGCCGCCCCGGGGAGAUGCAGGUCACCAUCCAGAACCUCAUGCCAGACUCCAAAUAUCGCUUCAGGGUUGUGGCCCAUAACAGCAACGGGCAGGGAGAGAGCUCUGCAGCGCUCAAAGUGGCCACCCAGGCUGAAGUUCAAGUGCCCGGUCCUGCUCCGAACCUGCAGGCGGUGUCCAACACGCCCACCUCCGUCUCUCUGAGCUGGGACAAACCCAUCACUGGCAACGGAGAGAUGCUCACCUACAAGGUGUUCUACACAGACAAAAGCUUUGACAACGAACAGGACGUUGACGUUGACAUUCAGUCCUACACCAUGACAGGCCUGAAGAAGAACACAGAGUACAGUUUCCGUGUGGUGGCCAACAACAAGCACGGGCCGGGGGUCUCCACUGACGAUGUGGCCGUUCGCACGCUGUCUGAUGUACCCAGUGCUCCUCCUCAAAACCUCACCCUGGAGGUUCAGAACUCAAAAAGCAUCAUGCUUCGGUGGAACCCCCCACCCUUUAGUGACCAGAAUGGGGAGAUCACCGGCUACAAGAUCAGAUACCGGAAAGGUUCCCGUAGGAGUGAAGCAGCCGAGACCACCGGAGGCACCCAGCUGAACAAGAUCAUUGAUGGUUUGGAGCGUGGGACUGAGUACUCCUUUCGGGUGUCGGCCAUUACUGUGAACGGCACAGGGCCGGCCACCGAGUGGACCACAACUGAGACGUUUGAGAGCGACCUGGAUGAAUCCUGUGUACCCGACCAGCCCAGCUCUCUCCACGUCCGGCCGCUGGUCAACAGCAUCGUGGUGAGCUGGACGCCUCCAGAGAACCAGGACAUUGUGGUGAGGGGCUACACCAUCGGCUAUGGCAUCGGUAGUCCCCAUGCCCAGACCAUCAAAGUGGACUACAAGCAGCGCUACUACACUAUCGAGAACCUCUUCCCCAGCUCCCACUAUGUCAUCACCCUGAAGGCUUACAAUAACGUGGGUGAGGGGAUCCCGGUGUACGAGAGCGCCAUCACCAGACCGCAGUCAGACCCCAUAGACCCCGAUGUUGACAUGUCUAUCAACUAUCAUGCUCCAUACACCCCAGUACCAGACCCCUCUCCCAUGAUGCCGCCUGUGGGUGUUCAGUCCUCCGUGCUGAGCCACGACACCAUCAAGGUGACCUGGGCCGACAACUCGCUGCCCAAGAACCAAAAGAUCACAGAUAACCGCUUCUACACCGUCCGCUGGAAGACCAACAUCCCUGCCAACACUAAAGUGAAGAUGGCCAACACCACCAGCCUGAACCACAUGGUGACGGGUCUGAAGCCAAACACGCUGUACGAGUUCUCCGUCAUGGUGACCAAAGGGCGCCGCACCAGCACGUGGAGCAUGACUGCUCAGGGCACCACCUUUGAAACCAUUCCCAGCUCCUCCCCGAAAGACGUUACCGUGGUGAGCAAGGAGAACAAACCUCGCACCAUAAUCGUCAACUGGCAGCCUCCCUCCGAGGCCAACGGGAAGAUCACUGGCUACAUCAUCUACUACAGUACAGAUGUCAACGCUGAGGUCCAUGACUGGGUUAUCGAACCAGUGGUUGGCAACCGCCUGACCCACCAGAUCCAGGAGCUGACGCUGGACACCACUUACUACUUCAAGAUCCAGGCCCGAAACUCAAAGGGCAUGGGCCCCAUGUCUGAGGCUGUACAAUUCCGAACUCCAAAGACUGAGUCCUCUGACAAAAUGGCUAAUGACCAAGCCUCAAAUCUGCCACCCAAGCAGGGCAACCCAGGAAACCAUCCAGAUAGUGGUGGAAAUCCAGUUGGUAAAUCAGGGGUUGGAGGCAACAGUGAAGGUCACAUCUUGGUCAUCGUCAUCAUCAUCUCAGUGGGAGCCUUCACCAUCAUCGUGGUGGUGGUCGGGGCCUUCCUGUGCACACGGCGCACCACGUCCCACCAGAAAAAAAAGCGGGCUGCCUCAAAAUCCUCAAACGGCUCACACAAAUACAAGGGAAACUCCAAAGACCUGAAGCCCCCUGAUCUUUGGAUUCACCACGAGAGGCUGGAACUCAAACCCAUGGACAAGUCGCCGGAUCCCAACCCAGUCAUGACGGAAACGCCCAUCCCCCGCACCUCGCAGGACAUCACGCCGGCUGACAGCAGCCUAGAGAACAACCCCCACCUCCAGCAGCGGCGAAACUCCUACCGCGGCCACGAAUCAGAGGACAGCAUGUCUACACUAGCAGGCCGACGAGGGAUGAGGCCUAAAAUGAUGAUGCCUUUUGACUCACAGCCGCCUCAGCCUGUGAUUAGUGCUCAUCCCAUCCAUUCCCUUGAUAACCAUCACCACCAUUAUCACAUGGGCAGCCUGGCGUCGACAACACGCAGCUACAUGUACCACCAGGGCGGCGGGCACCCUCGCCCGCACGCCUGUGCCACCCCCAUCUCCCAUCUAGAGAGGGUGGACUCUACAGAGUCGGUGAGGAACACCCCCAGUUCAGAGCCCCUCCCCCCAGCCACCGCCUCCUCCCAGGUCUCCUGCCCCUCGGAGAUCAUGGUGGACCCUGAGGGCAGUUAUCACGGUUCCUCCACCACCGAGGAAGAGCCCAGCUACUCCAGCAACCUGCCCCCGCUCCGCUCGGCACACCCCCACGCCCACGCCCACCCCCUCAAGAGCUUCGCCGUGCCUGCCAUCCCAGCCGGCAGCCAUCCGUCGUACGAGUCGUCUGCCCUGCCCAGCCCACAGCUGCACGCUCAGGCCGGGAUUCCUACUCACCCCCAUGUUGUUAAAACAGCCUCUAUUGGAACACUAGGAAGGACACGAACUCCGAUGAUCGUCACCGUACCCAACGCCCCUGACGUACCAGAGACCAGCAAGAUGCUGGAAGAUGUCGACAGCGUGCUUGCCUCCCUCGCACCCUGCCCCUCCCCCGCCCCCCGCAGUAACCCUGUUCCUCUCCCUCAGAGCUACGAGCCCGACGAGCUAACCGAGGAGAUGGCCCACCUCGAGGGUCUCAUGAAGGACCUCAACGCCAUCACCACAGCGCCAUGAGCACGCACACACACCUACACACACACUUUCUCUGUCAUCCACACGUACACACGGAAAGACACACACUCUAAAGUCAAACAAACACACCCAAACAGGAACCUUGGGAGCCAGAUGCUGGUGGACACAAAAUUGCUUAUUGUGCCCAAAACAAACUCUCACGUCCCCUUGCAGAAAGAAACAAACUCCAGACUGAAACUUUUUUCGGCUUACCUUGCUCAGUCUCAGGAAGGAGAUUGCCAUGAGAGGGAAGACAAAGUGACGCGCUUCAUCUUUUAUGAAGAACCAUUCUCAGAGACAAUGAACUUUAAAACAUUGGUCGCUUUCAACCGGAAGAUUGUGAAUUUUUUCCUCCGCAAAAAUAUGUACGUAAGGUUUUUUGUGGCGAACGUUUGCUCAAGAUGAGACAAUGGUUUCAAUGUCAAGUCAAAAGGACAAAGUCCAAAAAUAUGCUGGUUUUGAUGUUGGUGCUCAUGCAGCGCAGUCUACACACAGUGUUUGUUUGAUUAGUGUUUUCUUUGUGCAUUUUGUAUAUCUAUUGGGCCGUUUCAGUGAAGUGAACAUUGGAUAUCAGCCCCCCCUCCCCCUUUACAAGCCUACAUUCAUAAACCUUGUCAUUUUAUUUCUGUUUUUAUCCCCUUGUGUCAUAUAUUGUGCCAUGACUUUUUGUUAUUUUCUAUGUUAUUGUAUUGUUUUUUUACACACAUAUCCUUAUAAACAUGUACAUAUGUUGUGUUUUUUUUAAACUGCCUCAUUCUUCUGAUGUUUCCCAUUGUUUCAUUAUUAUUAUUUUGGAUGAAAGGUGGGAUUAAGAGUGAGUCCUGAAGCUCAGUUUUCAUAUCAAAAGGGGAGAGAAGCCGGAUGUGUUUUACAGUACAUUCUUCUCUGGCAUAGUGUUGUCCCCUAUGUACAUUAAAAACCUUUUAUUUCUCAGUCUUUUGUUUGAUGUGGGAGCUCCGUUUUAAAAGCCUUACCAACCUGUUUGUAUGUUGGAGACGUCUUGACUUUUGCAGAUGUCGCUCGGAGGUGUGCUGCGUUUCUAUGUAGUUCUGUGGGACAGUAUCCCCUCUCAGGUCAGGGGUACCUACAGUAGGACUCAGGGCGCUGACCCCCACCCCUGCAAAAAGAAGAAAUCACCCAUUAAUCAAUCAAUCAAUCACCUGCAACAGACCAGUUAUCUUUUGUAUGAGAAGUGAUCAAAAGCGUGUGUCGUUCCCAAAAACCAAUAUUUGGUUUUCGGUGUCCGUACUGCUCAACCAUGUGUGCGUUUUCCCACAGCAAUGUGUGCUGUUUCUUUUCCUGCUGUCCUUCAUCAAAUGCCCUGGUUCUUUAACAAAUCUUACAAGAUGCAAAGAUGUUGGCCUUUUAAAUAGGACUCCCGGAUUUCUUUUUUACAUGGUAGUUUUUGUAUGAAAAAAAAAGAAGCUUGUUCUAUACACAAAUCUGAUGUAAAAAGAAAAAAAAGUUCAUCUAAGAAACUAGUUUUUCAUUACCCUCUACCCAAAGAAUUUGUCAUUUGCAAUCAUAGUCAUUUGCUCUACUUUUGUGAAUACCAUGUUUCUCAUAAAUGUACAUCGUCAUGAAUGUCAAUAUAUCUGUAAGAGAUUUUAACUAUGGAUACAAACGAGGAACACGUUUUAGGAAAAAAAUGAUUGAAAACAAACUGGGAAGAAAAAGGACCGGACUCCAUUUGGGAAAUAAUCUAUUGAGUUGUAAACAGUUGAACCUGUAUUGCACUUUUUCACAAUUUUUGAAAAGUACAUUUCUUAUACAUAUCUUGUGUUUUAAAUAUCAAAAAGCUGUUUGUGUAACGUAGUGUCCUAGGUAAGCAGCAGGCAGCUGGUCUUGUUUUUUUUUAAUGUUUUUUUUAUUAUUAUUUUGCUUCAGAGAUGAAAAUGAAUUUGAGCAGCCGAGUUGUUUACUUUCCAGCUCAUGAUGAGGAAUUAUGUUGUUGCUUGUUCAUGUACAGAGAUUUCUUUGCUUUCUGUAGAAAAAAAAUCUGUGGCUUUUUAAAAAACGUUGAAAAAAAGAUUUGGAAAAAAA